Candoia aspera is the source of this 1051-nucleotide messenger RNA. RefSeq names its product histone H3.v1-like. Lineage: Eukaryota; Metazoa; Chordata; Lepidosauria; Squamata; Candoiidae. Bases 179 to 769 code for a protein of 196 amino acids. The record is from RefSeq and is a predicted model, not a curated record. The transcript is spliced from 5 exons.
UAAUAUCUGUCUUCAAAAAACAUUACAGGAUCAACAAUCAUCUGAUGAGGAAGAUAGAAGUGGUAGUCAUAAUACUGAAGAAGAAGAAGAGGAACAUCAACAAAAACAAUUUAAGACUGAUCAGACUCCUGAAGAUGAGGGAAAGAGCAGUAAACCUUUUGAGAAUGAAGAAAAUCAGAUGGCUGUAGAAACAAUAGAGGAUCAAAAAACAUCUGAUGAGGAAGAGACUUGUGCUAGCAGUGAGGAUGAGAAUAAAAAAGACUGCGAUGAAAACAAAGAUAGUGAAAAAGAAGAGGAGAAAGAACAAGAUGCAACAGAAUAUUAUGAUGAUCAUGCACUUGACGAGGAGCAAGGCAGUAUAUUAUGUGAAAAUGAGGAAAAGAAUGUUACAAAUAUGGAAACAAUGGAGAAAGAUAACCCUAUUCCAGAUAAUGACCCAGAUAAACAAGCAUGUGAGAAUGCUGAGAUUCAUACAAAGAAUAAUUCUUCACAAGCAAUUGUAGACAAUCAAGACAGAACAUCUGGAAGACUACUAGAUAAGGCAAAAAGGUUUUCUUUUUUUAAACGAAGGUCUAUGAAGCAGAAAAAUGCACAUAGCUGUGAUGAAAGCGAAAAGCUACCUCAAGGUGAACAGGAUACAGGAAAUCAAGCCAGUGUAUCUGCUGAAAAGAGUAAAGAUGAAAACCAGAACCAUACUGGGAAGAAUCAAAGGGGAUCACCAUCAACAUACCAGAACAGAAAGUCAUCCUCUACAUGUAUAAUUCUUUAGUAAUGAAUGUAUAGGGCUUGUAAAUACGUGAUGUCUUGCAAGCAGAUACUGCAAUUUAUACAUGGAAACAAUAAUGGCAUCUAUGUAAUGAUUACAGUAUUUUUUUUUGUAAAAUUUAGCAUUUUGGGACUGAUCUACAUUAAUUUGGACCAACCUUCCAAUAUUUAUUUGUAUUCAUAAUUUUAGCUACUGCAACAAAAUGGGUAACACAGUCUUAUUGAUGUGUUGUGGCCCUAACUUUCAGUGAUUUUAAUAAAAUAUAUUUUUGUACAUCAGAAGUUA